AGGGGAAAGGAGAGAGCGAGAGUGAGAGCACAAGGAAAUUCACCCACAGAGUGUAAGGACGGAUUUCUGUGAAGAAUGUCUUCAACACGAAGUGAAAAAGAAGAUUUGAAAACACAAGAUUCUCAUUCAGAACCAUGUGUGUCAAAUGAUCGGUUGGAGAUUGAUGUCCGAUCCAAGAGUUGUGAUUUGUCCUCUUCAGGGGAUUCCACUACUUCUCUCCUCUCUCCUAUUUAUCAUGAUAGUUAUGAAAGUGAAGAUGAGGAAAAUGAGUCUCCAAACAAGCAGGCAGACAGACUUUCAAGCAGAGAUUCAGAGUCUACGCCGAGCAGUUGGAAAGACGGUGCCUCAAAAAAACCAGUAGUUUCUACUCCACAUGCGCAAAACAAAUCCAGAGAGAACAAUUGGUUGAAAAGAGAAAGUCUGCACAGGAGUUGUAAUUUGGAGUUUUUGAGAGAUUCCACCACUUCUCUACUCUCUCCUAUUUACCAUGAUAGUUAUGAAAGUGAGGAGGGGGAUAUUGAGGCCCCGAUGACACCUGCAAGUAGAACAUCAAAUAGAGGAUUGAUAUCUACUGCAAGCAAACAGAAAAACAUUCCGUCAAAAAGACCAACGGUGUCUACUGCAGUCAGACCAAAAACAUCCAGGUUUAAAGCUUCAUUAAGUAAGGACAAACUCAGUGAAGAGGAAGAGCAACACUCUAAGGGAGGUGAUCUUACUGCCUGGGAGAAGUGGCUUAUCAAGAAAGCAAAGGAAGAACGCAUAAAAAUACAGAACAAAUUUCAACAGGGAAGUCUUUCAGAGAUGGCAUUAAAACAAGCAAAAUUAAAAGAAGAAGAAGAACGUGAAAGGAAGAGGAUUCUUGCAGAAGCUGAACAUAAACGUUGGGUGCAAAGAAAAAAUGAAAAGGAGAAAAUGGAAAAAGAAAUAAAGCAUCACAAAGAACAAGAGGAAAAAAAAGCCAAGGAACAAGAAAGACGGCUCGCAGCAGGAAAAGCAGGUGAAAAAUUUCAAGAAUGGCUGAAGAAAAAGAAGUUGCAUGAAAUGGAGACAAAAAGGAUAGAAAAGGAUGAAGAAGAAAAAAAAAUAGCUGAAACACAAGAAAGGAAGGAAAAGGCAGACAAGGUUUACCAAGAGUGGUUAGAAAAGGUCAAAAACAGACCUCGGACUGUCCCGAGCAGCUUUGGUUAUGCUAAUGGUAAACUCACAGGUUACUAUGAUGGAUGUUCAUACCCAGCACCAAGUUACUGCAAUCCUGUUCCAUGGAAGCCCAUCCCUGUGCCACACUCUGAAGACACCAUGAGAAAAAGAACUUGCAAGACGAAAGAGAAGCCAAAAUCCAACUGUGUAUAUAGAACACAUUCAAAUAUGGCUUUCAGACCAAAGGACAAUCUAAUUGUUGGAACAGCUUGGAAGAAAUCAAGAUGACUAUUUUUUAACUGGCUGUGUUAAUAGUAAAUCCAAUUAUUUAAAUUUUCAUUCAGGUACUUUUUUUAUGUUAAUG
Molecule: messenger RNA, 1501 nt
Organism: Hemiscyllium ocellatum (epaulette shark)
Lineage: Eukaryota; Metazoa; Chordata; Chondrichthyes; Orectolobiformes; Hemiscylliidae
Product: coiled-coil domain-containing protein 34-like
Exons: 8
Coding region: 76-1425 (449 amino acids)
Source: RefSeq, a predicted model, not a curated record